AUGGUGUUCAGCGCACCUGCUCCUGGGGUGGGCUCCAGUAAAAGGCCAGCGUCAUGCAUGCAGGACGAUGUCAACAGCUGGGAUAAUGCUCCACCCAUGGGUCUAUCUGUGCGUUCAUCGAUCAACAUCCCUUACGCCCACUACGCCAUGAUCUAUCUCGACAACAUGGGCAGACUCAAGGUGACGGAGUCUCCGUCUAUCCAGGAGCAAAAUGGGACUGUUUUCACACCCGAAGUCCGUGAAAGAUUUUUGGAAAUCCUUGGUGCCAAGAUCGGGUAUCAGCGCCCCAUGGUUCGAAGGCUGUCAGGUGCCGGUGCCACACCAUAUAGCUAUGAUCCUCAACAACCGCUUGGUCACUUGCCCUACCGUCAGAACAAGCGGCGCAGAAAUUCCCCAGCCCACUCUAUGUACGGUGUGCCGCCAUCCGUCCAGUUCUCAGGCCCCGUUGAGGAAACGCCCGCUUGUGGAUCAGUGGACAUGGUCGGACUCGAAAUUGGUGAUACUCCCAAAGUCCUCGACUACUAUGAGAGAUCCUUGAAGCACUUCCAGCAGCUCAACUGUCGCCAGAUUGCAAAGGCAUUCAUUAAGUUCAUCGAGCCAAGAAAGCAAGUCAAGCACCCCUAUAAUGGAGGUAAACCCCCCGCAGGAGCUCCUCCUGGUAAGAAGGGCGACCCAGAGAAGACAAAGCCCGAAUGGUGGCCCGCCGAUGUGGUUCACAAGGAGCCUGACCAUCUUCGAAAGGAUCAACGCCUGUCUCUGUUAAUUCAUAUCAUCCGCAAGCUUGGAAGAUUUGGUAUUACCACAGAUCAAUUGCAGGAAAUUGCCCACGACUGCAAGCGGCAGCUCAGAGGUCCCCACAGACUCCAAAUCUUGGACGAGGUCUUCAGAGUGAGAAGGAUGGAAGAACGCUAUGAAAGAGGAGAAGUUGAUGCCAACACAAUCGUAUAUGUUGUCAACCGAGAGUCGAACCCGAAAGAGAAGGAUGCCGAGUCCAAUGUGGAUCCGGACCAGAAGCAUGAGCAAGAAGACGAUAAUGCGGAUGAGGCACUCCCCAUUCACCACUCUGAGGUGAACUCAACCAACCUGAUGUCGAGCUCAGUCGAACACAUGGGCAUGGCGGCGCCAAGUCGCCCAAUGAAUAUGGGAGAUGACAGAAACCAGCUGUUCCCUUUACCGGAGUCGUUGAGCUUCGGUGAGGCACCCCGGGAUGAUCGGACCUUCUUUCCCACGGCCUCUGAGUAUACCGAAGAUUAUGCAUCGCAGCAGAUGCUCAGAACCCCUGCAACAACAGCACUUGUCAGCCCCAAUGAGACACCUGCCGCUUUCGAUUAUAUAACACAGGCGCCCAUCACCUCCUCCGCCCCCGAUCAGAUUUCCCACCACCGCCAAGCACCCCUGCCCAUGCAGCACUCGGCCAGCUUCGACCAUUGGACGCCUUCGUUCCGACACAAUCUCUUCAACCUAAUGGAGUAUGGCACUUCACCCAGUCACGCCAUGUCUCAGACUACUAUGUCAUAUCAGCUUCCCAUGACCCCGACGUCUCAUCCCCAGGAAAUGCCUCACAUGGCUCACGGCCUGCCGAACCUGCCUCAAGACAGACCUUCAAGCAUGGAUGGCAUGAGCAUGAGAGGCCCUUCUUUCCGCACAGGAUCUUUGAGCCAUCCUCGUGAUCCAUCACAGCACGACCCUCAUUCUAGCUGA
This is a messenger RNA of Aspergillus lentulus, 1701 nucleotides long. Its product is annotated as DUF2841 domain-containing protein. Lineage: Eukaryota; Fungi; Ascomycota; Eurotiomycetes; Eurotiales; Aspergillaceae. The record is from RefSeq and is a predicted model, not a curated record.